Tilletiopsis washingtonensis is the source of this 294-nucleotide messenger RNA. RefSeq lists its product as hypothetical. Lineage: Eukaryota; Fungi; Basidiomycota; Exobasidiomycetes; Entylomatales. The coding region runs from base 1 to 294 and encodes 97 amino acids. The transcript is spliced from 6 exons. The record is from RefSeq and is a predicted model, not a curated record.
AUGGUGCGGCUGCAGCGCGCCGCCAGGCAGCACGACUGCAACGCACUCGGCGCCGGUCCCCGCUACCCAUACCCCAAGGAGGUCUGGUCGCCAGCUGGCGGCUGGUGGACUCGCCCGACGAACUGGGCCUCGAACACGGCCGUGUGCGCCGUGGGCAUCGCCCUGGCGACGUGGGGCAUCUGGAACUACAGCGCAGAGCGCGAGUGGCGCCACAACCCGCCGACGAAGCAGAUCCCGUCGAUGGCGUGGGCCCGUCAGUUCAAGGAGGGCGAGAUGACAGUCAAGGAGCCCUAG